This is a messenger RNA of Hylaeus anthracinus, 5432 nucleotides long. RefSeq lists its product as uncharacterized. Bases 773 to 4150 code for a protein of 1125 amino acids. NCBI's taxonomy places the organism in Eukaryota, Metazoa, Arthropoda, Insecta, Hymenoptera, Colletidae. Gene Ontology annotation, biological process: superoxide metabolic process. The transcript is spliced from 21 exons. Gene Ontology annotation, molecular function: metal ion binding. The record is from RefSeq and is a predicted model, not a curated record.
ACGGGCGAUGGUCUUGCAGCCCUUUUUCGCAGUCCGGGGUUCGCUUUUCGGAACGAAAAUGUGAGUCAAGGGUAUCCCGGAAGAGGAUGGUUACGAUAAUCUUAGUCUUAUGCGUCUCGCGUUUUUAAACACGUGCAACGACGAAGAAGGAAACGGUAGCGGUCGGUUUGACGUUCCCAACUAUCGUAUGUCGUCUGCAAUCGCCGAUACGGUGUUCUAAUUCGAAUUAGAAUGUAAAUACAGCGCGGAGAAUCGUGCCGUUUUGUUGUCGACGUAGUACAGGCUUUUCCAAAAGGGGGUUAUACUAUUCAUAGCUUUUUUUUUCGGUUCGUUCGAAGAAAAUUGUGUUGAAAUGACGCAAACGAGACCUGAUCUAGAUGAAACGACAGAAAAAUAUUUCAAAUACUAUUUCAAGUGACUGGUACCAUAGAAAGAAAAUUCUAAGUUGGAAUGCGAAAUUAAAUAGUUUUACUUUGUUCUUGAAAUAUGUGCUUCAAAAAUUUGUUGACAACGAAAAUAAAUUGAGGAAGGAAAUGACAUUACAACGCAAGGAACCAAAAUAUUUGGCAAAGUUCCCUUUCUUACAGGACCCCACCAUGAACGUUCGGACACGUUCGAAGAAAUGAGAAAGUGCUCAAGCAGCAUUACCUUGAGCCUCGGCUGGUUUCAUUAUAAAGUAGCUGCUUGAAACGGUAUGGGUUAGAAAACAGGUUGGUUAUUCGAUACAUAAUACUGGAAAAAUGCGUUAAAUAUUGUUCUACAACACGGAAAGAUGUGGUGGUUCAUUUUAUUGUGUUAUGUUACCGUUGGACAUUCCUUACGCCUUGCGGCGUAUAUUUCUUCCGGCGGGCUUCACGGAGAAAUUCGAUUCGAAAAAUCUACGCAAACCUCUGUGAGAAUGAGAUUUUCACUUCAAGCUACACUUCAAUAUCCAGAUCAGCAAUGGUUUUUAUCGGUCACGAAGUUUCCUAUCGAUUACACUAUCGUGGAUGAUAGAUGCAACGAACGAUAUGUUGGGGAAAGUGUCAUCGAUUUGACAGAACUUGUUGGACCACUAGAUAUGCCUGGAAAUGAAACAGGAUCGGUGGAAAUUUCAGGAAUAAGUCUGACAGGUAAAAAUGGUUUAUGGGGCAAGGGCUUGAUACUUAAGGAUUCAUAUUCGGCUAGAACCAUUUGCGCCUCGAUCACGGUACUUGAGAAAAAUGUAGAAAAAUUUGCGGAAGCACGAUUUUACGGACCUGUGGCGGGAACUGUUUGGUUUCGAUGGUUAGGUGGUCAGGCUGGUGAUAACACCACUGAUACGAUGGUUUAUGCGGAUUUAUAUCACGUUAAUAAACAAAAAUUACAAAGUGUAGACUAUACUGAACAUUACUGGAAGAUUUAUGUAACCGACAUCUUUGAUAGUAAAGACAAGUCAAGUUGCAACAUUCUACAGACCGUUUUUGAUCCUAAUAAUGCUGGUGAUGGAAAAGCCAUUGGUGAUAUUGAUUCACGUCUAGGUAAAAUAAAAGUGACAACCAAACAUCGUAACAUGUAUAAAACAUUAUAUAGAGAUUCUGAAUUAUCUCUACUACCUACCGAUUUACUUGGCCCCCAUCGUAUACUGUAUUUAGUGAUUUUUCAUCCAACACAUGAUGAUUCCUUUUUAGUGUGUAGCAAGAUUAAUCAUCGAAAGCCUACUCUUGUGAAAACAUUAAUUAAUUCACAAGGGAUAAAAGGAGAAGUAACACUGACUCAAGUAACACCAUUUGAACCAACAUGGAUUAAUAUAUCCUUAACACCAGUUAAUAACUUAGAAACAAGACUGCGGUAUGCAACUAAAAUACAAUCAUACAAAAUCCAUGAAUUGCCUCCACAGACAACAGUGUCUUUAAGCAACCCCGAUGAAGUGUGUAAAACAACUAAAAACGUGUAUAAUCCAAGUAACAUUGAUGUAAUUAAUGUACCACCAGCAGGGCUUGGAACUCAAGAUCAAUAUGCUGUUGGUGAUCUUUCUGGAAAACUUCAAAAUCGCAAGGAAGGAUCAUAUCACAAUGAUAUUUUACCAGGAAGUGCAAAGCUCAGUGGAAUUUAUUGGGACACAUAUCUUCCACUUUCAGGACUUCACAGUGUAGCUCAUCGAAGCCUUGUCCUUCAUAAGUAUAAUGAAUCUGAUGAUAUGAGUGUCAUACCAUGGACAUGUGGUACUUUGAAUCUUUAUUUACCAGAUAAUACUGGACAAAUGCCAAUGAUAACUGCACAAGUUGUAUACAGAUACCCUAUUGUUGGUCAAAUAAUUUUCCGCCAACCACAAAAUGACCCUGAAAUGGAUACUACUAUUAUAAUUGAACAUUUAAUUCAUGCAGAUGGUAAUGCCUUAAACAAUUCAGCAUUACAUAGAUGGAAGAUUCAUAAUAAUCCACCAGGAAAAGAUUAUUAUAACUGGACAGGCAGAUGUUUGAGUGUUGGAGAACCUUACAACCCAUAUAAAGUGGAACAAGAUUCAAAUCAUCCUGAAUACUGUUCAACGGCUGAAAUAACAUUAUGCAGUGUAGGUGAUCUAACAAGACAUGGUACAAUUGAUAUUGCUGGCAGAAAACUUUAUGGGUCUCUUUUAACUCGAAAACUCUUUACGGAUACAAUGCUAUCUUUGUCUGGACCUAAUAGCAUAUUAGGAAAAGGCUUGGUAAUAUACGAUGAUCAUGGGCCACGUGCAAGAGGAGAAAGAUUAGCAUGCUCAGUAAUCAACAGAGUAUAUAAUCGCAAAGCUGUAGCAAAAGAUUGGUUUGGAAAUGGAGAGAAUAUUCCAUUAAGAGGAAAAUUGGAAUUCAUACAACAAACUGAAUAUGAUGUUACAAAUGUAGAAGUCAAUUUGGAUGGUCUCAAUGGAAUAAUGAGUGGAUAUCAUGUGCAUAUGACUCCCAUAGAAGAAGAUUUAGAAUUUCCAUGUGAAAGUACAUCUUUAUACGGACAUUGGAAUCCAUUGAAUGUCAAUGUAGAUAAUACACCACUUCCUGGCGAAGGAACAUCUGAUCAAUAUGAAAUUGGUGACCUGAGUGGAAAAUUUGGUACUUUGGAAAACAGGAAAAAAUAUACAUCAACUUAUAACGAUACAAUCCUUCCUUUGUUUGGAUCAAGAAGUGUAUUGGGCAGGAGCAUAGUGAUUCAUAAAAAGAAAAAGAAUAUAAGAUGGGCAUGUUCAAGUAUAGAAAGAGGAUAUUCACCAUCUGAAGCUAGCGAACUGCGAGCAAUUGCUUCCUUUCAUCAUCCACAAGGUUUUGCGUAUGGUUACAUCAGAAUGACGCAAUUAGUAUAUCGAGAUGGUAGUCAGAGCGAAACUGUAAUUGAAGUAAAACUCCGACAUCCUGGGAAACAUGAUCGUAACGUUACAAAAAAUCACAAUUGGGCAAUAUAUGUAAAUCCAGUUGGUGUUGAUGCUGCUGUGCAUGUGAAAGAUACUAGGUGUGUGGCGGGAGGAUAUAUAUGGAAUCCUCAUUUUACCCAAUUGGCUGAUCCUUUAAAUGAUGAGCUCUAUAGACAAGAAUGUGGGCCUGAUUUGCCAUUAAGAUGUUAUGUAGGAGAUAUAUCAGGCCGAUUAGGUCCGAUUAAUAUAGGAUUAGAAAGACAAGUUUUUACAGAUUCCAACUUUCCUUUAGGUGGAUCACAGACUGCAAUGGGAAGGUCCAUUGUUAUUUUUGAUAAAGAUUUUGGGCGUAACAGAUACGCUUGCGCCAAUAUCGAACCAGAUAAUGAUAUUAUAAAAUAUUCAAACAUAAGAAAACCACCUCGUUUUGUAGUGGCCCAAUUUUUAGAGGAUGUAAGAAAAGUCAUGGGUAUUCCUGAAUGGAUGUUAUCUAUAGACAAUAGAAAAACUAAAACUUUACAUAACGGUGCAUGCAUUCAAUUCCUAUUACAUUUUAAAGGUCCAAUUGUUAAUAAAUUAGAAGAAGAUUUUAACAAACUUAUGUCCACUGGAAGAUUAGAUGCACCAAGUUUAUACAUUCCAGGAUAUAUCUCUACAAAACGCAAGGCUACUUUAGGUUACCGACAAUGUGGAAGUCGAGACCCUAGUGAAAAAAGUUUUAAUCGCUUAUUUCUAAAUCAGUCUUCAUCAUUAUUACCACACUUCAUUUUAAUUAUAUCUGUAUUUAUUAUUAGCAAUACGAUAUAACAUGUAUUAACUAAAAAUGUUUUUAUUUAUAUAUUUACUAUUUUUUUUUUGGUCGUAAACGUGUUUCAGGAUUUCAUUACAGAUCUCUUGUCAAGAAUAAAUGAAAACAAUUAAUAGAAACUUUUUUUUAAUUUGGAUUUGUUGGACAGCUUGAAAAAUGGCGUCAUGUUACACUAAUUCAUGCUCGGUUGCGUAUUUUCUGCUUUAUAUUUUACAGUUCAAUUAUAAAAUCAUCGGAAAGCGUAGGAGUCUGCCGAUCUCUAACUCCAGUAAGUUGGUAGGUUGGUAGAUUCCAGGAAUCCUCUAGCACCUUACACCAUAUAAUCACACAUAGGGGGGUUUCAUCUACCUUCCCCGCAUCUAGGAUAAGUGGUGUUAUCCCUUAGUUUCAAUUAGUCUUAAUCUGGCCAAGUACCUUCCAUUGUGUCUGUGAUCCGUAACUAGACUGACAAUAAGCCUGAGCUUAGAUUAGCAUGGCUCUUGUGUGUCUCAACACCAAUCCAUAUGACUAAAGGGCCCGGAAGCGACCUUCGGUCUUCGGUCCACUGUUUGUUCAGUGCUCUGACAUGGCCUACCGAGACACCCAAAGAGCACACGACCGCCCCUUCGGCCCCUAGGGAGCCUCGUCUGGCUAGCUCGUGUACCCUUUCGUUGCCCUGGAUACCGGUAUGACCCGGCACCUAGGAGGAAUGUACCUUAUUGUUCCUAUUUAUUGGCUACAACUGUAAUAACGAACAUUUUUUAUGUAACAUUUCUUAUUACAUUAAUGAGAAAUAUUACAUUAAAAGGCUUAAUAUCAAAUUUAAUAUAAUUACAUAUUUAAUUGAAACUCGAUCGACUCUUAACGUAGGCUAAGAGUUAUGUAGUUGUAAAAAAAAAGAAUAGGAAAUCAGAGAAAUAAUGGAAGGAAUAAACUGCGUUUAGGAAUUGAAUGUAUUUAUAGGAAAAAGUCUGUAAUGAACGUCGGAAUAAUAAAUAAGAAGAAUGUUACUGAUCUUAAAUUUUAUUUAAACGGUAUAUAUUAUAUUAGUAACAUAAAUUGCAAACUUCUACAUGGUAGAAAUCUGUACGAAAAUACAAUUUCGAUAGUCUUACACCCUGCCUAAAAGGGACUUGUAGAGAGUCAGCAAUUGCGUGAAUAUUCAUUAGAUAUUUCAGUUAAGACGUACUUUACAAUAAUUAUAUCGCGCUUCGAUCAAAAAUCGUGUACACUCGUUACGUAUAUCAUACACCGAUAACAAAAUUUAAUUAUACGAUAAGUUAUUUCGAUUGGUGCAUGAUA